Molecule: messenger RNA, 1493 nt
Organism: Oryzias latipes (Japanese medaka)
Lineage: Eukaryota; Metazoa; Chordata; Actinopteri; Beloniformes; Adrianichthyidae
Gene: psmc2
Product: proteasome 26S subunit, ATPase 2
Molecular function (GO): ATP hydrolysis activity; ATP binding
Source: RefSeq, a predicted model, not a curated record
UUCUGGACUUCCGGGUAGCGGCGGAAGUGUAAAGUUGCUGUGUAAUCGCUCGGUCUGGCAGUAGAAAUAGCCCAGCAUACGUGACAAAAGCGUUCGUUUGUAUCAACUUUAAACAUGCCUGAUUAUUUGGGAGAAGAUCAACGGAAAACCAAGGAAGAAGAAAAAGAUGACGCACCCAUUCGAGCUUUGGAUGAAGGCGACAUCGCACUGCUCAAAACAUACGGUCAAAGCACCUACUCCAGACAGAUCAAACAGGUAGAGGAUGACAUUCAGCAGCUUCUCAAGAAGAUCAACGAGCUUACAGGCAUCAAAGAGUCUGACACAGGCUUGGCUCCACCGGCACUUUGGGAUCUGGCUGCUGACAAACAGACUCUGCAGAGUGAGCAGCCUUUACAAGUGGCAAGAUGCACUAAGAUCAUCAACGCAGACUCUGAAGACCCUAAAUAUAUCAUCAAUGUCAAACAGUUUGCUAAGUUUGUGGUGGAUUUGAGUGAUCAGGUGGCUCCAACUGACAUUGAGGAAGGCAUGAGAGUUGGGGUUGACAGGAACAAGUAUCAGAUCCAUAUUCCUUUACCUCCCAAGAUUGACCCCACUGUAACUAUGAUGCAGGUGGAAGAGAAGCCUGAUGUAACCUACAGUGAUGUUGGUGGCUGCAAGGAGCAGAUUGAGAAGCUGAGAGAAGUGGUUGAAACUCCACUGCUCCAUCCUGAAAGGUUUGUCAGCCUGGGCAUCGAGCCUCCUAAAGGUGUGCUUCUGUUCGGGCCACCUGGCACGGGGAAGACCCUGUGUGCCCGAGCCGUGGCCAACAGAACUGAUGCCUGCUUCAUUCGAGUCAUCGGUUCUGAGUUGGUUCAAAAAUAUGUGGGAGAGGGAGCCAGGAUGGUUCGGGAGCUGUUUGAGAUGGCAAGAACCAAAAAAGCUUGCCUGAUCUUUUUUGAUGAGAUUGAUGCCAUUGGAGGUGCUCGUUUUGAUGAUGGGGCUGGGGGGGACAAUGAGGUCCAGAGGACCAUGCUUGAGCUUAUCAACCAGCUGGAUGGUUUCGACCCACGAGGCAACAUCAAAGUGCUCAUGGCCACCAAUAGACCGGACACUUUGGACCCGGCUCUGAUGAGACCUGGGCGCCUGGAUAGGAAGAUCGAGUUCAGCCUUCCUGACCUGGAAGGUCGCACUCAUAUUUUCAAGAUCCACGCCCGCUCCAUGAGUGUGGAAAGAGACAUCCGCUUUGAGCUUCUGGCCCGUCUGUGCCCCAACAGCACUGGUGCUGAGAUCCGCAGUGUGUGCACAGAGGCCGGCAUGUUUGCCAUCAGAGCUCGCAGGAAGAUCGCUACAGAGAAGGACUUCCUGGAGGCUGUAAACAAGGUCAUCAAAUCCUACGCAAAGUUCAGCGCCACCCCCAGAUACAUGACAUACAACUGAGGACUCCUGGUCUACUGCUAAAGAAACAGUCAAUGCUUUUGUUGUCACCGAAAAAUAAAGUUUAUUCCACAUUUAGA